AAACAGUGGGCUACCAUGAAGUGCGCCCCAGUAGCUCAAGUGUUUCUCUGUAGCGAUAGAGCUAGCAGGAAGUGUAGCCUGGGUGCCUUCACUCGUCUCAUCAAUGCAGCUUUCAUUCUCCCUCUGUGGGGCAAGAUGGAAGCUGUACAAAAGGACUGCUGGUACUUCGUGGUACUUAUCUUUCUCCCUUUUCUUAAAGUUGCUGUCCAGCAGAGAAUGACUGCUACAGUUAGGCUGGAGGAGGGGAUGGUUCUGCAGUGCUUGUGCCCCUGGGAUGGCAACCUCAGCAUGGUGUCUUGGACAAAAAGGUCAGAAAAAAAUCCAGUGGCUGUUUACCACCCUGAUUUUGGAGUGGUUUUAUCACAUCGUUUCGAUGGGAGAGUGGAGUUCCUGAAGAACGGUCCCAUGGAUGGCAGUAUUUCCAUACGGAACGUUACCCAUCAGGAUAUCGGGCUUUACGAGUGCUCUGUUCAGACCUUCCCUCAGGGACCCUGGACCUGGCUCAUUCAGGUGGAGGAUUUAGAUGAGCCACCGGAGGAAGACCCCACAGAGCCCACUCCCACACAGGAGGCCGUUUCAAACGAAGAGCUGCUAGUAGAGCAGAACAGCAACCUGACCAUCAGAUGUAACUAUCAGCAUAAUGGCACCGUUAACCAGGUCAUAUUGGAGAGGAUGCUGCACGGCCAGUCGUGGACCAUUGUUGGAGUGUGCAAGAAGGUGGAGGAAGGCCUGGUGGCGGAGGACUACAGCGACAGGGGCCGGGUCAGCUGUGAGGACAGCCUGGAUAUGAGUCUGCACUUAACUGACGUGACACAGGAAGACAACGGUUUCUACCGCUGUACUUUUAACACCGAUGUAGGACAGCAAACUACCACCAUGCAGCUCACCACUGUGGCUUCAGGUUGGUUCAGCCUGUCGUUAUACAUGAUGUACAUUUACAUCGGGGUUGCAGCUGCUGGACUCUGUCUACUUAUUGCCAUCGUCAUAGUAGUAAUGAGGCACAGAAAGAGGAACAAGAGAAAGGAGUACAGAGUCAAACUGCACCCAUCCCAGAGACAGCCAAACUUCUAUGAGAACAUCCCCAUGUGUCCCAGGAUAAAGAAGUCCAGACAGAUCAGAAACUGUCCCGUUUAUGCCAACGUACAGACUGUCCGAUCCAUGAAAACCACAUCGCACCAACGACAGCGUAAUAAAUAAACACACGCACGAACGCGAGGUACUGGAUGAUGUUGAUCUGUCACAGCUUUGUGUGCGUGCGCCUUCCAGCCUUUCACAAACAAAGCGCAUCAAAGUUUAUCUGAGAAAAAAGAAGAAAUCUACCUGUGUUGACAUGAACAAAUAAUUUAUUUGAUAUCUUGUAAUUAUAUGCGUGGAUCACGCUGACACUGAUUAGCAUUCACGCCGUGGUUUCAAAUGAGCUAACAAGUUGGUGCUUAUCUGCGAGUCAGAACGCUGACAGGGGCUGUUUGGGUCCAGCCUUGCUCCCUCUAAUUAAAUGUAGUAUGUACUGCAUAAUUACUGUUGAGGAAAUAUUUGUUUUGGCCAUAACAGUAUUUGACAGUAACAAUCACGCAGAAGACAAGACAAAGGGCCGUGUAAUCGUUCUUUUCACUUCUCUAACCCUCGAGUAAAACGACUGACAAAAGCCUUUGUAAUUGCCCUCCUUUUUACUUUCAUCCCUCCUGGUUUCCAUUCAGGGAUUGACAAUGGUGUCUAAUCAUCUAACGGAAGAGAAAAGCAGUCACUCAGCACUGUACCAUCACUUGAGACCGUUUCUUACCCCAACGGGCUCUGUGUCUGGGAUGGCUGCAUUCUAGUUACAUCACACUCUUCGCGCAGGAGCUAAGCUCUAAUUAGCUAAUCCUGUGCUUAGUUUGUAGCUCCUCAGACUUUGUGUGCCUGCUGUUUAUUGAUGAGUGUUUGUUCCUGUCGUUGUUCUCCUGUUGUAAAAAUGAUUUUAUGAUAAGCUGUCAAAAGUUUUCCAAGCUGUAUUUAUUGUUUUGUUUCCAGAGUUUUUCCGAGCUUGCUUUCGUAAAUCAAUAUUUAGGGUUUAUGAUGCUGUAGUACUGUUAAGCCGUGUGCUGUUUGUGUAAUCUAAUUCAUUUAUCUCCAUAGAAAUGGAGGCAGUGGCAGAGGCAGUAAUGGAUAUGCGGGCUAUUCCGCUAAGAACAAGAAAAAUGUGGAACAUAAAGGGACAAUAUAAUCAGUUUGUUUUUUGCUUUCAAUUCGCUUCCAAUUCAAGAAUCUGCAACUGUACAUUCGACUGGGAUGGCACUAAAGCGAGCGUGACCAACCAUACUGAAACUGAUGUGUGUGACUGUAAACGAUUUCAUGUGGUACGAAUAAAACUGUGUCACUGCCUCUGCUUCCUUUUGUUUUCCUGUGUUAGGUGUAGUUGAGUUUGUAGACUAAAUGGACAGAAUCAUCGAUGACUGUAGUCGUUUCUAAGAAAGCAAAUCAUUUCCUGUAACCCACAAAGAGGUACCAGGUGACACGUGGGCAAAAGAUGAGCCGUGAUGAUCUAAAAAGGAAAGCAGCCCCCAUAAAAAUCCAGCAUUUUGCAAAGCGGCGAAUGACUGCAGAGUCUGUUCGAUUUCAUCAGACAAUUUGCGAGAUGUCUGCCAAUUUGAACGCCUAUAUAUAUCAUUUACUGCAGGUGGA
Pelmatolapia mariae (spotted tilapia) is the source of this 2661-nucleotide messenger RNA. It is a transcript of the gene cd226, whose product is annotated as CD226 molecule. NCBI's taxonomy places the organism in Eukaryota, Metazoa, Chordata, Actinopteri, Cichliformes, Cichlidae. The transcript has 6 exons. Gene Ontology annotation, cellular component: external side of plasma membrane. Gene Ontology annotation, biological process: positive regulation of T cell receptor signaling pathway; positive regulation of mast cell activation; positive regulation of natural killer cell cytokine production. The coding region runs from base 16 to 1197 and encodes 393 amino acids. The record is from RefSeq and is a predicted model, not a curated record.